This is a messenger RNA of Melitaea cinxia (Glanville fritillary), 2707 nucleotides long. Its product is annotated as semaphorin-2A-like. The record is from RefSeq and is a predicted model, not a curated record. The transcript is spliced from 14 exons. Lineage: Eukaryota; Metazoa; Arthropoda; Insecta; Lepidoptera; Nymphalidae. Gene Ontology annotation, biological process: positive regulation of cell migration; negative regulation of axon extension involved in axon guidance; neural crest cell migration. The coding region runs from base 1 to 2142 and encodes 713 amino acids. Gene Ontology annotation, molecular function: semaphorin receptor binding; chemorepellent activity.
AUGGCCGGCCAGGGGCAAUGGGUCGCGGGGCUGAUGUGGGUUGUGUUCGCUUCAGUUUUAGCCGACUCUUGGACCACUUACCAAGAACAGCCCUGUUGCCGUCCGGUUACGCAUCAUCGUAUCCGUCACCAUCGUGAUCACAUACGAGAAUUUUCCUGUGGCAACCUUUUUUAUCGCACUCUAUAUUUAAAUGAAGAAAGAAAUACGCUUUACGUCGGUGCUAUGGAUCGGAUAUUUAAAUUAAAUAUGACUGAUAUUAGCCAGUCACAUUGUGAGAGAGACGCGUUGCUGUUAGAAGCUAGUAAUGUAGCUCGAUGUGUAAGCAAAGGCAAAUCAGAGCCGUUUGAGUGCAGAAACCACAUCCGAGUACUGCAGCCGCUCGGUGACGGCGAGCGUCUCUAUGUGUGCGGCACGAACGCACACAGCCCUAAAGACUGGGUGGUCUACUUAAACCUCACUCACCUCCCGCGGCACGAGUACGUGCCAGGCGUGGGGCUCGGUGUGGCCAAGUGUCCGUACGAUCCGGCCGACAACAGCACGGCUGUAUGGGUCACGCGGGGCAAUCCCGGCGGCCUGCCAGCUCUCUACGCGGGCACCAAUGCCGAGUUCACCAAAGCAGACCCGGUCAUAUUCCGAAACGACCUAUUUGAUUUUCGUACAGGUCAAAAGAGGUUCAACUUCAAACGGACGUUGAAGUACGACUCCAAAUGGUUGGAUAAAACAAAUUUUGUGGGGUCUUUUGACGUUGGAGAAUAUGUCCUAUUUUUUUUUCGUGAAACUGCCGUAGAGUUCAUGAACUGUGGCAAAGCAGUAUAUUCUCGAGUCGCUAGAGUAUGUAAACAAGAUACUGGCGGCAAGCAUAUAUUAAGCCAAAAUUGGGCUACUUACUUGAAAGCCAGGCUUAACUGCAGCAUACCAGGAGAAUUCCCGUUCUAUUUUGAUGAAAUACAGAGUGUAUAUCAGAUGCCGGGCGACCCGACUCGGUUUUACGCUGCAUUCACGACGGGCGCCAGUGACGGUUUAAUCGGCUCUGCAAUUUGUACCUACACUAUGGACGACAUUCAAGAAACUUUUGCUGGCCGGUUCAAAGAACAAGCUACGUCGAGUUCAGCGUGGUUACCCGUGCUAAGAGCGCGAGUGCCUGAACCUAGACCAGGAACAUGUGUCAAUAGCACUGAAGCGCUUCCAGACAAUGUCUUGAAUUUUAUUAGGUCACAUCCUCUAAUGGAUUCUGCUGUGAGGCACGAAGGAGACACUCCCGCAUUUUACAAACGAGACCUAGUACUCACUACUCUUGUAGUAGACAGACAGUUCGUAGACAUGCUGGGCGAUGAUAUUACCUACACCGUCUUCUACGCCGGAACGAGUCAAGGUGAAGUAUACAAAAUAGUGCAGUGGACUGGCGGUGGAUCUCGCGUUGCUGAUAUCUGGCGAGCGGCGGGCGAUGAGCCUGUUCGAGCGCUGGCUCUCUCGCGACAAAUGCACGCACUUUACCUUGCGACCGACAACCGUUUGCGACAGUUACCCCUGCAUGCCUGUACGCACCGCUACGACAGCUGCGUGCGCUGUGUCCUCGACCCAUAUUGUGGGUGGGACAAAGAAGUGGGAGCGUGUCGUCCGUAUACGCCUGGCCUCCUCCAUGAUGCCACUAAUUCGACACCAUCAAUCUGCGAAGCCAGCGCUCCUCUCAAAACCGUCCGAGCGGGCUACGGACAAAGCGUACACCUGGCCGCCUUUGGAAAAACGCCAGAAGCGCUAAAAGAUCAGAAUGUCGCAUGGUACCAUCACUCAAGGGAACGAGGUCGUUACAAAAUCAGUUAUAAUUGGGAGCGUGUGCUACAGACGUCGGAGCGAGGGUUAGUGCUAUUGUCAGUAACUGAGUCGGACCGGGGUCGAUACGAGUGUUAUUAUGGACCAACUCUUAUUGCAUCUUAUAAUUUGGAUAUUGAUAUUCAUAGAUGUACACAACCUAACAAGUCUCAAGAGUAUAGGCAGGUAUAUUCAGAUUGGUGCCACGAAUUCGAAAAGUAUAAGAGUGCUAUGAAGGCCUGGGAAUCACGACAAAUGCAAUGCUCCAAAAACAUGAAUGCAUCGAGCCAGCAAAACAGCAUGAGCAACGAGAUCGUGGCUUCGCUGCGGUGAUAGGGCACAGUUCGCUAGAUUAAUGAGUGAUUAUACUGAGCCGCGCCAACAUCAGCUAUCCGAUAUUAUGCCGAUCCAACUCUCUUUAUCACGUUUCGAUUACAAACUCAUUACCUUCAAUCAAUGAGUGCUUGUUAAAAUUUUUACUCGACGUUUGUUGUUUCUGUUUAUGCAAUUGUCGGUAUUUUGAUACGUUGCCCUAAUUAUUUAAUAAUUGAUGUCAAUCUGUCACGAAUUUUGACAUGAUUUUAAAAAAUGUAUAAUAUUUAUUUUUGUAGACUUUUUUAUCAAAACAUAAAAAAAAAAUAAAACAAUUGUUGAUUAGCGCUUUUAAAUGAGAGCAAUAGAAAUCCAAUCGUAUUAAAAAUAAAACCUCGAAAAUGAAGUAGACAUUAUUUGUUAUUUGUUGUAAAUAAAAGGAGGUAAAGAAAAACGUUAGACGUAAAGUUCGAUAAAUGAUUACUACAAUACUGUUCGAGUAGUGAUUGACAGGAGCAUAAAUGAUGAAGCUAGCAUGAGUUGUACGUCGGUAACCUUAUAGUAACAGAUAGGGGGGAAAUAUAAU